Messenger RNA from Naegleria fowleri, 5226 nucleotides. RefSeq lists its product as uncharacterized. Bases 1 to 5226 code for a protein of 1741 amino acids. The transcript has a single exon. The record is from RefSeq and is a predicted model, not a curated record. Lineage: Eukaryota; Heterolobosea; Eutetramitea; Acrasida; Naegleriidae. Gene Ontology annotation, molecular function: helicase activity.
AUGCGUCGUUGCAAUCAUCCUCUCCAUUCCGAUACUGAAUAUUUAUCAUCAUCAUCUUCAGAGAAUGAGACCACACAAUUAUUCCGAAAGGAAUCAUCAUUGAAAAAACCACCAAUACUUGCAACCAACAAGUCGAAAUCCAACAAUGAUACUGCUGCUGUUAUGGUCAUUACCACUCCGAGUCAGACGAACCUCUCUCAAUCCCAUUUUCAACCACAUGGAAGAAGAGAAGAGAAUAAUGAUUCGAAUCAUACAAAUGAUGAAAAUAAUAUUAUUGAGGAUAACAUUUCUUCAUCAUCGGUCGAGUCACAAUAUUUGGAUCAUGUUUUAAUACCUUCUUUUGAUGAAAUUGAUGAAGAUUUUGAGGAUUCUCAAAUCACUAAUGGAAAGUACAAUACUGACAAGGAUGUUUCAGAAUCUGAUUCUGACACUAGUUUGGAAAUGAAAUAUAUUUUACUUGAAAAUGAUUCAGAUGAAGAAGAAGAAACAAUUAAUUCUCCACAACAUGAUUCAACUAGAAAUUCUCCACAACACAGUGACACCAAUGAUUCUGAUGAUUCUAUCAUUUAUGUCACUACCAAACAUUAUAAUAUUUUCCAUGAACAAGAAGAAAAGAAUUCACUCAUUUCAGAAAAUCAUUCUAAAAAAUCAUUGACCUCACAUUCAAACUCACAUUCAACCUCAAAAUCAUUGACCUCACAUUCAACCUCAAAAUCAUUGACCUCACAUUCAACCUCAAAUUCAAAGAAAUCUUUUUCUGAAAUGAUUCAAAAUGAUAAUCACUUGACAAUGAAUUCAAAGAAAUCUUUUUCUGAAAUGAUUCAAAAUAAUACACGAAAAUCAACACUUGGUGAAGAGAUCAUCACUUUGAACCAUCAUCCAUCAUCUAUGAAUAAUACUCAUUUGAAGACAAGUGUACAAAAGAAACCAUUAAUUACUAUUCCAUCAUUCAAUAAUCGAAAGUUAUCAAAAAAUUCUUCAAAUAUUUCCACAUCAAACAACAACAUGUUGGAUCCAACGACGAGUACUUCUCGAGUCACCACCAAUACCAAUACCAUCACUAAUACCAUCACUAAUACCACCAAUACCAAUACCACCACUAAUACCACCAAUACCAAUACCACCAACACUAUUGGCACAUCCAACACCACUAAUAUCACCACUACCUAUAAAUUACCUUCAGUGAGAGAUAAAAGAUUACAACAUGAAUCCAAGAAUCAACAAGUAUCAUUCUCUUCAAGUCAAAGAUCUUUGACAAGUAUCAGUCCUAAUUUUUCCUCAAAUGCACCGACUAGUAGAAAUGGAAAUCACUCAAUGACAAGUAGAAAUGUGAAUCACUCAACCAUUGAAACAAAUAGUAGAAAUACCUCAAUGACAUCUAGAAAUGGUAAUACCUCAAUGACAGCUGUUAGAAAUAAUCAUUCAUCAUUAAUUUCAUCAAUAACCAAUCAUGAUACUGUGAUGAUACCCAAAACAAAGAAUGAUCACCAACACUUCAUUCAAAGCUCUGAAUAUUAUUUGAGACAAGCAAUUUUGGAACACCAACGAAACAAAAUCACACCUCCAGUUACUCCAUCCAACAACAUUCAUAUGGAUGAUUCAAUCAAUAAGAACCAUCGAAUGAAUCAAUUCUAUGACAUGAUUCUAAAUAUGGAAAUUACCAUUGAUGAAAAAACCAAGUUAAAAAAGGCAGAAUUAACACCUCGAGAUCGAAUGUACAUGAUGAAUCAUUUAAAAGAAAUUCCAAAUUCUUUUAAAAGUAUUGAAGAAUAUGUAAAUAUAUUUACACCUCAUUUAUUACAAGAAUGUGUGGCACAAAUACAAUCAUCGAUCAAUGAUCAUGUGACUGAGAAUUCUGAAGAUGUGGAAUAUAUUCAUGCAACACUUAAGGAAAUGGAUCAAUCAAAAGGAAAUUCAUGUAUUUUAUAUUUUCAAUUUAUGAACAUGAUUAAGAAUAACCACCAGAACAACAACAAUACAGGUGGUAAGAAUAAUCAAAAAAGAAAUAAUCAUGCAAGUACUACUCUUACUUCAAAUGGUAAUAGUUCAAAUGGUAAUAGUUCUAGUAAUAAUAAUAAUAAUAAUAAUAAUACUAGUAGUAGUAGUAGUAGUAGUAGUUCAAGUGGUAAUCAUAGUAUCAACAACAACAACACCACCACCACUCCUAACAACAACAACACCAAUAAUUCUACAUUUUCACUCUUACCACCUGCCAUUGCAUGGAUUGAACCAGUUUCCACCAUCACCACCACUCGUACCACCACUCGUACCACCUCUUCAAAAACGAGUUUCUUUUGUCAAGUCUUGGAAAAUGAUUUUCAAACAUCAAAACAUUUAUCUAUUCGUUUCAGAGAUUUAAUUUCAUUGAGAAUGAGUAGUAAGAAUCAAUCACAUCAUCAUCCUAUUCGUGUAGGAUCACAAUGGAUCAUUAAGAAAAUAUCACUCUCUACUCUUCUUAGACAAAUCUAUGCUGUGAAUAGUAUUGGAAUAUUUUCAAAAAUAUGGAAUGUGUCUAUUUUGAAUCAUCCUACCGUCACUACCAUGAAUAGCAGCACCAUCACUCCUAACAACAACAACAACAACACCACCACCACCACUCCUAACAACAACAACAACAAUAUACUUCUCAAUCCAUCCUGUUCUCCUCUCUGUCAAACAAAACAAUAUCCCUAUUCACAUCAUGAUCUCAUGAAGGAUGAUAUUGAAUUUUGUUUACAUCCAAUCUAUAAGAAACACUUGAAACAGACCUAUAAUGAAAGUCAAUUAACAGGAAUUAUCAAUGCAUGUGUGAAUCAAAGUGGUGAUCCAUUAUUACAACAACGACCAUCAUCAUCACUUCAACAAUCAUUCAAAUCCUUUCAACCAAAACAACAAGAACAACAACACUUGUCACCACUACCAUUACCAUUACCAUUCGUAUUCAUUCAAGGACCACCUGGAACAGGUAAAACAACAACCAUCAUUGGUAUCAUUUCAACACUCAUUCAACAACGUAUUGAAAGAGGUGAAUCCGUUGGUAAAAACAAGAUUCUUGUGUGUGCACCAUCGAAUCAAGCAGUAGAUGAAAUAUUAAAAAGAAUUUCAGAGAAGGGAAUUGUUGUAACUAGUAGUAGUACUACUACUACUAGUACUCCUACUCAUUACAACAACAACAAUACUACUACUACUCAUUACAACAACAACACCCAUCGCAAUAAUCCUGUCAUCACUUGUACAAGACUUUCUACUUACUAUCCAAAUAUGGUUCGAUUUGGAAUUAAGGAAUCUAUACAUCCAAGUGUGGAACAGUAUUAUAUUGAGAAUUUGAUAAAACAUCGAAUGAAUGAAAGAAUCUAUUCAAGUGAUCAAAGUGGAACUAUUACUAGUUCUACUACUACCCUCAAUACUACCACUCAUACCACCAAUACUACCAAUACUACCACUCAUACCACCAACACCACUCCUAUGAAUUCUUCUUCUUCUUCUUCACAUGUGUUCUCAGAAAUGAAUUCAAUGAAUCAAUUAGAAUUUGAAAUCAAACAAUCUAUUAUGAAACAAGUUGAAAUUAUCUUUGUCACACUUUCAUCGAGUGGAUUUGAAUUUGACAAGUAUUUUAAUUUAAAUAUCAAUGAGAGUAUUAGUCAUAUAGUUGUGGAUGAAUGUUGUCAAUGUGUAGAACCUGAAUUAUUAAUACCAUUGUGUUAUUUAUCACCAAGUAUGGGUGGUAAUAGUAAUAAUAAUAAUAUGGGUGGUCAACAAAAUAGUAAUACUAAUAAUAUGGGUGGUCAUAAUAUUCAAAAUAAUUAUAAUAAUAAUAUGGGUAGUCAACAACACAAUAACUUUCAAAGAAUUGUAUUAAUUGGUGAUCCAUGUCAAUUACCUGCUACAAUUAUUGGUAAUUCAAGAGAUUAUAAUUAUUCGAGAUCAUUGAUGGAAAGAUUCAUGAAUGAAGGAUAUCCUGCCAUCAUGUUAAAUGUUCAACAUCGAAUGCAUCCAAAAAUAUGUGAAUUUCCAUCUCGUUGUUUCUAUGGAGGACAAUUAACAAGUCAUGAAUCACUUAAAAGUGGUCAUAAUACAAUGAAUUCCAUCCAUACCAAUAUCCAUACCAAUAUCAACACAAUGAAUUCCAUCCAUACCAAUAUUAAUACCAAUAUCAAUACAAGAAUCAACAAUAUCAAUACCAAUACAACAACAACAAUAACUAGUACUACUGAUCAUGAAUGUAAUGAUCAUGGAUGGGAAUAUAGAGAAAUUUUGAGACAAGUCAAAAUGACAACAACACAAAUUUCGAGUCGUGAUCAAAUCACAAUGACCACCACCACCACCAUGAAUGAUGAUUCUCCACCCAUUCAAGUCUAUGAUUUGUUAUACAGUAGAGAAGACAGAUCUUUUGGAGGAAUGACUGAUCAACAACACUCUACAAGUGUUCGAAAUGUAUUAGAAGCUCAAUUUAUUUCCUAUCUCUAUUACAAAAUGAUGGAUAUCAAAAUGAAGUUGAUUUUAAAACAUCUCAACAACAACAACAAUACCUUAUUGAAACAACAACAAAUCAUUUUAGAGAAUUUUGAAAAGAAUAUUGGAAUUAUUACACCUUAUAAACAACAAGUGAAUGAAAUUAGAAAACAUAUUCAUGUGAUGAUACCAAGAACAAGAAAAACUGAAAAGUCUCUCACACACAAUUCUCAAACAUUGAGCAAUAGUACUACUACUACUACUACUACUGAUAUUAAUACCAUUGAUGGAUUUCAAGGAAGAGAAAAAGAUGUCAUUCUUCUCAGUUGUGUGAGAAGUGAGGGUUUAGGAUUUUUAACAGAUUAUCGAAGAAUGAAUGUUGCCAUUACACGUGCAAAACAUUGUCUCAUUGUUGUGUGCAAUUCAAAACAAUUGAAUACAUCACCAUUGUGGAGAGAAUUUAUUGCACAUGCACAACGUAAUGGAUAUUAUCAUGCAUUGACACAACCACCCAAUGAUAUUGAAAAGGUUCAACGUGAAGCUCAAUUUGAAUUGAGGAAAUUAUUCAAUAGUAGUAGUAGUACUAGUAGUAGUAGUAGUAGUAGCAGGAAUGAGAGUGGUAGUAGUAGAAGAAAUGGCCACUCUAGAAUUGUUGUUGGAAGGAACCAUGAUGAUGAAUCGGUCAUUCAUGACGAUCGUGGACGUUAUGAAUUGCACAAAAGAAAAUAUGGUGGCGAUUUGGAAGAAGAACAUUUCUCAGGAAACACCACCUUCUUGAAUAAGAAGAGAAAAUAA